AUGGAUGCUAUUGAGGAGCAAUUGGAAGAGUUGACUGAAGAGACUGAAGCGAUCAACCAACUGGCAGCUGAGGCAUCACCCUUUGACAACAUGACCGAGGAUCAACUACAAGAUCACUUUAGCAACACCUUUACAAUCAAUAGCAAGGUCGACUGGAGCAUAGUUGGACAGGAGAUCACAAAGCCUCACUACCAUCAGUAUAACGUUAUGAAUAGUGUUUUGAAGUGGAUCACAUCGAUGAACUGUCUUGAAGUACCAAUAUAUAAUGUGUUCUUGGCGUACUUUAAGAGAUAUAUGCACUCCAAUGACUUUGCUCAACUGCUCAAGUACAUGCGCAAGGCUAAUUUGGAGAUGAAUGUCGACACGUUCAACUUGGCGAUUGGCAUGAACAUCAGUCUGGGCCGCACUCGCGAGGUCUACCAGUUAUACCGCGAGAUGAAUCAGACGGGCGUGGCGGCCAACAUCGACACCUACUUUGAUCUGAUCCGCUGCUACAGCAAGACCCUGACGACGGUCAAUCAGCUGAUCGGCGAUAUGCAGAGCAAGGGCAUUGCGCGCAACGAGAAGAUCAACGCGCUUCUCAUCGGAAUCUUCCUGUCACACGAGGACACGUUCCAGACGGCCUUCUCGCACUACGACGAGAUAGUGCGCGACUUGGGCACGCCAUCGGCACUCACCUACAACAGUCUGUUUGUGGGACUGGCCAAUAGCGGGCGCUUCGACCUGCUCAGACAGUUCUGGCGCCAGAUGAAUCAGCUGGGCGUCACGCCGUACGAGGAGACGGUCUCGCGCAUCAUCGAGAUAUACUCGGACAAGCGCGACCUCAAGGCCGCCAUCGACUUCUAUCUCUACGCCGUGCGCGACUACACCUCGUUCAAGAAAUCGCCCAAGAUCCUGGGCGCGCUGCUGCGCGUGCUGAUCGUGGGCAAGCGUUUCGACCAGCUGUCCAACAUGCUGGACUACCUCGAGAACAACAACAUCUACACGCUCGAGAUGUACAACAUUGCGCUGAACCUGUUCUCCAAGUUCCGCAACCCGCAGGUGUGUCAGCGUCUCUACGAGAACCUGCUCAAGAGCGGCAUGACGCCAAAUGCCGCCACGUACUCGCCAUUGGUGCAUAUGGCCAUCUACUCGGGCAACGUGGCCGACUGCCACCACUGGAUGGAGAAGAUGCGCACCAACGGCAUCCUGCCGCAGGUCGAGGUCUUUAGCAACGUGCUGCGCUUCUACCUCACGCACGGCGCCGUCGAGCAUGUCAAGGUGCUGAUCAACGAGAUCAUCAACAACAACCUGCUGACGGCAUCGUCGUACGCCUCGAUCCUGGUCUUUAACCAGAUGAUGAACCUGCAGGCGGGCUACUACCGCCACAAGCUGCAAUCGCAGGACACUCGCUUCCGCGAGAUUACAUACGACCAGAUCAUCGAGAUCUACCUGUUCUUUGACAACUAUGAGCGCGCGCUCGAGUGGUUCGAGCAGCGUCUCAGCAUGGCCAAGAUGCAGCGCGGCCGCACGCUCACGCUCUCCUACCCGCUGCUCCUGUUCAUCACAUACCAUACGAUCAGAGGCGAGACCAACAUUGCGCAGUACUGGGAGAACAUGAUGGUGCAACACAAGGUGUACCCAGACAACGAGUCGCGCAUCAAGAUUCACCACCACUUCAAGAAGUUCUAUAGCAGCGGCAAUCGAGACAACUCGGGCGAGCAGGGCAGUCGCAAGGAGAAGAUCACCAUGGACCGCCUCAUCCAGCUCAAUCGCCAGAAGCAGCAACCACAGCCCGACCCGGCGCAGGCGGAGAAGCAACGCGAGGAGGAGGAGCAGAAGAAGCGCGAGCGACAGGAGCGCGACGAGCAGAGCGAUGACAUCGACGUCAAGGACUACGUGGUUCAGAAGCAAAAGGCGAGCUCGUUCAAGGACAUCAUCAAGGAGUCGCCCAUCUCGUUCCGCAUGCGCAUGACCACGUUGGUGGACCGCAAGUUAUUCAAGCAGGCGAUGCAGGAGCUGGACGCCAUGGGAGGCCAGCGGCUUCCCCGUGGACAGCACAUCCUAGAGUUGAACUUUAGCCUGGGCACGGCCAAGUUCCAGGCGUUCGUCGACCACAUGCGCCAACAACCCUAUGUGCCUUCAAUCUUUGAGGGCAUGUAUCUCUCAGUGAUGGCCAAGUUCAAUGUGGUGCGCUGCAUCACCGAGAUCAUGAACCAUCCAGGCGACGCCACGAUCUACACCAACUCUAGCUCGAUCCGCAACUCGCUCAUCUAUGGCCUGACGCACCGCGGCGAGCUGGAGCUGGCGCAGAGUGUGGUCCGCUCCAUCGUGCUGUGCAACUCGUCAUUGUCCAUCAACUCGAUCCAAUUCUUCCUCAAGACCUACCUGGAGCGCAACGAAGUGCCCGCCAUCGCCGAGGAUCUGUACAGAUACUAUCACUCGACCAGCAUGCGCAUCCCCGACAACCUCGUCAAUAUCCAGAUACUGGGUCUGAUCAAGGAGGGCUCGUACGAGUCUGCGCUCGGCCUGCUGCGCGAGGCGCAACAGAAGGAAAUGGUCAACCGACACACGAUACCGCUGGCCAUGGAGAUAUACGCGAACCGAUUCCCCAUGCCACCUAGCAUCAACCUGACCAUGUGGCUCAGCAUCAAGAAGAUGUGCAUCAAGAACGGCAUCUCGACGGCCAUCUUCUACACCGAGCUGUUCAAGUGUCUGAAGCGCGCCAACAUGGACAGCAUCAUCAUCAAGUACGCGACGCAGCCCAACUUCUUCACGUCGCAGCAGCUCGAGACGCUCAAGAUCGCCCUGUCCUGCUGCCAUAACGACAAGGAGGUUAUCCGUAUAUUUAAGAUGGCCAAUUCGUCCAGGCUACAGAUGGACAAUGAGGUUGAGGCCAUUGUCACCGAGGCCAACAAGACAGUGAACGAUCAUAAUGUCCUCAAGUGUAAGUUCAAGACCACGUUGCAAGCCGAGCCCAAGCCAUUGCCCACCGAAAUAAAGAACUUUAUCAAGGAGAGGAUGUCCCUGUCCGUCGAGGACAGUGACACAUCCGAUCUUCAGCUUCAGGCCUAA
Messenger RNA from Acytostelium subglobosum LB1, 3054 nucleotides. RefSeq lists its product as hypothetical. Gene Ontology annotation, molecular function: protein binding. The transcript has 3 exons. Bases 1 to 3054 code for a protein of 1017 amino acids. Lineage: Eukaryota; Evosea; Eumycetozoa; Acytosteliales; Acytosteliaceae. The record is from RefSeq and is a predicted model, not a curated record.